Molecule: messenger RNA, 1323 nt
Organism: Poeciliopsis prolifica (blackstripe livebearer)
Lineage: Eukaryota; Metazoa; Chordata; Actinopteri; Cyprinodontiformes; Poeciliidae
Gene: neil1
Product: nei-like DNA glycosylase 1
Exons: 9
Coding region: 25-1269 (414 amino acids)
Biological process (GO): base-excision repair
Cellular component (GO): nucleus
Molecular function (GO): zinc ion binding; DNA-(apurinic or apyrimidinic site) endonuclease activity; DNA N-glycosylase activity
Source: RefSeq, a predicted model, not a curated record
CACAUCUUCACUUGUUCCAUUAAAAUGCCUGAGGGACCUGAACUCCACUUGGCCAGCUUGUAUGUCAACAAAAUGUGCGAUGGAGUGGUGUUUAGUGGACCGGUUAUAAAAUCUGAAGUCAGCAAAAGUCCAGAAGUGGCCUUCACCUGUGAUUCGUACCGCAUCACAGCCAUUUCCAGAGGGAAGGAAGUGAAGCUGACUUUGAUGCCCAUGAAGAGUGACGAUGAUGGGAAGCGGCGGUCAAAAAGUGGACAAGCAGAUCAACAUAUGGACGUAGUCUUUCGCUUCGGGAUGUCAGGUUAUUUCCGCUUCACAUCAGAGGAAGAAGUUCCUAAACAUGCCCAUCUACGUUUCUACACUAAGGAGAAGCCUCGCCGAGUGCUGAGUUUUGUAGACACACGAAGGUUUGGCAGCUGGCAACCCAAUGGAACCUGGCAGCCUGACAGAGGGCCCUGCAUCAUGUUUGAGUACAAGAGUUUCAGGGAGAAUGUCUUGUCUCAUCUGAGCGAUCGGGCUUUUGAUCGCCCAAUUUGUGAGGUCCUGCUGAACCAAAAGUACUUCAAUGGAAUUGGGAACUAUUUGAGAGCUGAAAUUCUGUACAGGUUGAAUAUCCCACCGUUUGUGUGUGCGAGGGACGCACUGGAAGGCCUUGAGUUAGAGGAUGAAUUUGAGAACGGGAAGCCAGUGAAAAAUGAGAUCACAGACACAAAGACUCCAGAGAGGGCUAAAAAGAAAGCAAUGAAACAGGAGGGAGGGGAUGUUCUCAGACUUUGUCAUACAGUUCCUCUGGAGGUCAUCAAAUUAGGUGGUAAGGGCUACGACCCUGAGAAGAUGGACUACUCUGCCUUUGAGGCAUGGCUGCAGUGUUAUUAUGUUGAUGGAAUGAAAUCAGUUCGGGACCACAAUGGGAGAACAAUGUGGUUUAAGGCGAACCCAGGGCCCAUGGUACCCAAAGAUUCAAAAUCACCCAAGACAAGAAAGAGGGCAAAGAAAGAUGAUCAUGACUAUCCAGGCAAGAAAAAGGUGGCCAAAAAUGUGAAAGAGAGCACAACAAAGAAAGGGGUGGUCAAACAGGAAACCCCCAAAAAACAAAAACCUCCACAUCCGAAGGAAAUCCUUUCAAAGAAAGCAAAAGCUGAAAAGACUCAGGAAGAAACACCGCAGAGUGAAACCAAGUCAAGUGCAUGUAGAAAGAAAAGCAGCAGUGUAGAACCUGCUGCAGGAAGAGCGAGACGAAGUGAGAGAGUAACCAGAAAAAACAGCAAAUGAAUGUGGAGCCAAAUCUUUCUGUAAAAGAAUUUUAUACUUAUAAUUUUUAAAAAA